This is a messenger RNA of Nannizzia gypsea CBS 118893, 810 nucleotides long. Its product is annotated as casein kinase II subunit beta-2. The transcript is spliced from 3 exons. Lineage: Eukaryota; Fungi; Ascomycota; Eurotiomycetes; Onygenales; Arthrodermataceae. Gene Ontology annotation, cellular component: cytoplasm; protein kinase CK2 complex. Gene Ontology annotation, molecular function: protein kinase regulator activity. Bases 1 to 810 code for a protein of 269 amino acids. The record is from RefSeq and is a predicted model, not a curated record.
AUGGAUGAGUUUAACAAUACGGACACGGACAGCGACUACACGUCGUUCUGGAGAGAUUGGUUUAUAUCUUCCCGGGGCAAUGAAUAUUUCUGCGAGAUAGAUGAGGAAUACUUAACAGACCGGUUCAACCUGACAGGCCUGAACACGGAAGUGCAAUACUACCAAUAUGCGCUGGACAUGGUGACGGACCUGUUCGACCUGGACGCAGACGACGACCUUCGAGAACAAAUCGAGAAAUCAGCCCGGCAUCUGUACGGUCUGGUCCACGCACGUUACAUUGUUACUACACGCGGAUUAGCAAAGAUGGUUGAAAAAUAUAAAAGCGCUGAUUUCGGCAAGUGUCCUCGCGUGAUGUGCGAGCAGCACCCUCUCCUACCCAUGGGCCAGUCCGACAUCCCCGGGCAAAAACCAGUCAAGCUCUACUGCGCAAAAUGCGAAGACAUAUAUAACCCCAAAUCAUCCCGCCAUGCCGCCGUCGACGGUGCCUACUUCGGCUCAUCCUUCCAUAACGUGCUGUUUCAAGUCUACCCCGAUCUAAUACCGGACAAGUCACGGCAGAGGUACGAGCCUCGAGUGUUUGGGUUUAGAGUGCAUGCGUGCGCUGCGCUGGCGAGAUGGCAGGAUCGAAAACAAGAGGAGCUACUUGGCCGGUUACAUGCGUUGGAUAUGGAGAGUCCGUUUAUUGAGGAUAAGGAAGGGGAGGAUGACGAGGAUGAUCUGGAGGAGGACGAUGAGGAAGAAGAAGAAGAGGAAGAGGAUGAAGUUGGGGAUUCGAUCAUGAAGGAUGAGAGUAUGCCUGUUCUUGCGUGA